Drosophila mojavensis is the source of this 1711-nucleotide messenger RNA. It is a transcript of the gene Pdha, whose product is annotated as pyruvate dehydrogenase E1 component subunit alpha, mitochondrial. Gene Ontology annotation, cellular component: intracellular membrane-bounded organelle. The transcript is spliced from 5 exons. Gene Ontology annotation, molecular function: pyruvate dehydrogenase (acetyl-transferring) activity. Bases 54 to 1253 code for a protein of 399 amino acids. The record is from RefSeq and is a predicted model, not a curated record. Gene Ontology annotation, biological process: pyruvate decarboxylation to acetyl-CoA. Lineage: Eukaryota; Metazoa; Arthropoda; Insecta; Diptera; Drosophilidae.
CCAGCAGCUGUUACGCGAACGAGAGAGAAUAGUCGAAAACGAAAGCCGUGAAAAUGUUGCGUACGUUGUCGCGCGUUAGUGAAUUGCCAAUUAUUGUUAAGCAAUUGCAAAAAAAUGCAGCACAGGCCGGUGUCGCAAAGACCAAUAAUUAUGCCACCGAAGCGACCGUGCAAGUGAAUCGACCCUUUAAGCUGCAUCGCCUGGAAGAAGGUCCGGAGACGACAGUGAAGCUAACAAAGGAUGAGGCGCUCAAAUACUACACACAGAUGCAGACGAUUCGGCGCAUCGAGACGGCUGCUGGCAAUCUGUACAAGGAGAAGAUCAUUCGCGGCUUCUGCCACUUGUAUUCCGGCCAGGAGGCCUGUGCGGUGGGCAUGAAGGCGGCAAUGCGCGACGUGGAUAACAUUAUAUCGGCUUAUCGUGUGCACGGCUGGACAUAUUUGAUGGGCGUGCCGCCGCUGGGCGUGCUCGGCGAGCUGACGGGCGUCCAGAGCGGUUGUGCGCGCGGCAAGGGCGGCUCCAUGCACAUGUACUGCCCGAAUUUCUUUGGCGGCAACGGCAUCGUCGGCGCCCAAGUGCCCCUCGGCGCUGGUGUCGCCCUCGCCUGCAAAUACAAGGGCAACGGCGGCAUGUGCCUGGCUCUUUACGGCGACGGUGCUGCCAAUCAGGGCCAGGUCUUCGAGGCCUACAACAUGGCCUAUCUGUGGAAGCUGCCCGUUAUCUUUGUCUGUGAGAACAACAACUAUGGCAUGGGCACCAGCGCGGAGCGCGCCUCCUGCAAUACGGAUUACUAUACGCGCGGCGAUGCUCUGCCCGGCAUCUGGGUGGAUGGCAUGGAUGUGCUGGCCGUGCGCAGUGCCACAGAGUUCGCCAUCAAGUAUGUGAACGAGCAAGGACCGUUGGUAAUGGAGACGAACACCUAUCGGUAUUCGGGCCAUUCCAUGUCCGAUCCCGGCACAUCGUAUCGCACACGCGAGGAGAUCCAGGAGGUGCGCCAGAAACGUGAUCCCAUUACCUCCUUCAAGGAGCUGUGCAUUGAAUUGGGUCUGAUUACCACCGAUGAAGUCAAGGCGAUUGAUCUGAAGGUGCGCAAGGAAGUGGAUGAAGCCACUGCUCAGGCCAAGAACGGCACCGAAUUGCCCGUUAGCCAUUUGUGGACCGAUGUAUACUCCAACAAUUUGGAGCCCAAGCUGCGUGGCACCAACGGCUACGACAUAGAUCACAUCCAGGAGCGAAAGGGUGUAAAUCAUUAGGAGGUUAAGGAGCAACGAUUCUUUAGCACCACACACACACACACACACACACACACGUGCAUACAUAAAGCAAGCGAAAUCUCUAGAUCAUAAGCCCAAAGUUGAUGUUAGAAAAAUUUUGUUUUCCAAAUAGUUAAAAUCCAUUGCGUAUACUAUACGAUUUUAUACAACUAUGCGCAUAUAUUGUGAAUGAUGCGUGCGAUUGUGAAUGCAAUAUAAUAUUUCGUAUAGCCUUAAAUACAGACACACACAUACAUACAAGUUCAAAGACACGCAAAGACAACGUAGUUAACCACGAAUUAUUCACACCCUGCCCACUCCCAUACACACUCAACCACACAACAUGGGCCAGUCAGUGGCAACAGCAAUGGCAACGGAUAUUAAUUAUAUGAACGUGUUCAAUUUGGUUAAAGCGAGGUGUAAAUUGUUGAAAUAUAAAUUAACUACAUACAUACGUA